UUGGUGGGGGGAGAGCAGUAAAGGCUAGGGGUUGGGGGAGAGUGGGCAUUUUAGGCCUCAGGACCAAACGUCCAGGAAAUCCUGGAUGUGGUUGCUGGGCCCACCCCCAGGGACUGUGGGCUGUGGCUUGGGCUGUGCCCCAGAACCUGCAAAUUCAACUCUCCUCUCCAGCUCUGACGGGAGGGUCUGCCUGGCAGAGGCAGGGAGCUUUCCUGCUACCAAGAUGUCAUUGGGACGGACAGUGACCUCUGGGCCGGAGCCACACAGCCCCGAGGAGCCUGCAAAGCUGCAGACCCCACCGGUGCGGGGUACUUGGCGGGCAAGCAGUGAGGGUGCGGCCAGCACCCACCGUGAGGACGCUCGGCCAGGCCUGGGUACCCUUCGGUGGGCCUUCUCCCGGACAAGGCAGCGGCCCUCAGGCCAGGCCCCCGAGGAGGACCUGGGCCUGUUCCAGCGCGGGUCCCACUUCCUGUUCCGGUCCUUACGGCGGGCCAAGGGUAACGGCUCCACUGCUGACCAGUCCCAGGCCACUGCUGUGCCAGGGGUGACCCAUGGCCCAGAAGUGCCCUCUAGGGUCAUGGAUGGUCACAGCCGACGGUCCUCCGCUGGGGUGGGGCGUGAGGAACUGGAACCCGAGGCAGGCAAAUCUGUGGCCGACCUCAUCACAGAGCGGCACCUGCUGGCGGCCUUCCAACAGCUGCGGCAGCUGGAGGUGCGGCUGGUGGCCGAGAAAGCCUCGCACACCUUCGAGAAGGACCCCACCGGCUUCGCGCGGCGCGCCAUGGACCUGUGUCUGCACUAUGACGGGCUGGCGGCCGAGAUCGGCGCCAUCGUGCGCGAGACGCUGGGCCCCGACGGCGUGGACUCGGCCGCGCUCGGCGAGCUGGGCCGCGUGGUGCGCGCAGAGGAGGAGCACCCCGCGCCCCCCGCCGAUGGCGACUUCCUGCUCACCCCGCGCCGCUGGCGCCAGCACUGGGAGGACGCGGUGAGGCGGAGCGCGCAGGAGCGCGUGCAGCAGGCGGGCGCUGGGGAGGCUCCGGGGGCAGCCGAGGGCGCGUCGGGCCUGGCCCGGCUUCUGGCCGAGCUCGGCGGCUUGGUGCGCAGCGACCUGCACAAGGUGCGGCAGGGGGGGCAGCCGGCUUACUCGGCCGCCGGCUUCCCGGCGUGGGAGGCCUACCUGCGCGCCUUCCACGGCGCGGUGGCCCAGCGCCUCCAGGAGCUCGCGCAGGACGCCCGGGGCUGCGAGCAGCUCUAUGUCCUGCUGGACUGGGCGGCCAAUGUCUACGGCAGUCCUGACUUCCUGGGAGCCCCCGACCUGACUCUGUCCACAGAGCCACUACCCCCACUCCUGGCACCUGCCUUGUGGGCCCGCCUGCAGAAUGACUACACCAGCUUCCUAGAGACCAAGAUCACAAGCUGCUUCGAUAGCAUCCUGCAGCUAGAGCAGAGUCGUUGGGCGGACGCUGAGCCCCCCGAUGUGCUACAGGGCCUCUACCACACGCCGCUGUCCAUCGAUGUCCACAUGCUCGUCACUGAGCACGUGAAGGCGGCCGGUGCCAUCUCCGCGGAACUGGAGGCCACCACCCUGCGCAUCUGCACGCGGGCACUGGGACUCUUCUUGCCCAGGUUUGAAAAGGCUUUUCUAGAGUCGAUGGCGGUGAACGAACCUCAUCUGGGCGCCAAUAUCAACGCCUGUGAGGAGCUCAGGACCAGUCUUCUGGCCAGGUUCCCAGGAACCUUUGAGGAGCUGGAGAAACCUCUAGUGGCUGCCACCUGUACCUUCCAGAAGCGGCUGCUCCAGGGCCUGCAGUGUGAUGUGCAACCGCUUUUCAGGGUCCUGUGCACCAAGGCCUGGCUGACACAGGACGUGCUGCAGCCUCUCAUGGACAAGGUGGUGGCCUUCGCCCGCCAUCUGGAGCAUGUGGCCCCGCUGCGGGCGCAGGAGACCCUGCAGGAGGUGCACCGGUACGUAGUCCGUGAAUACCUGGCCCAGGUGUUGAGGCCGCGUGAGCGGUUCCGCGGCGACGAGCGCAUGACCGGCUCCCAGAAGAUGGGCGUCGAUGCCCAGGCCAUUGGUGACACUUUCCAGGGCUUGGGCUCUGAGGCCACGUGGCUGGACCAGGCUAUCCCAUGUGUGGCUGACAUACUGGGCGAGACUUACAAGGAGGACAUCCGGAGGCACCUGGAGACACUCAUCGGGAGCUACCCUGACAUCAGGCGGGACCAUGUGCGGGCCAUCCUGGCGCUGCGCAGGCUGGGCCGCCGGCGGAACCAGCGACUCCUGCAGCACACGCGGGACCUGCUGCGGGCCGCGGCCAAGGCAGCGGGCUCUGGGGCUGCUGGGGGCCACGUGCUCUUCGAAGAGAUCGAGGUGCCUACCUCCGUGGAUGUGCUGCUGACCUGCAUCUAAUGCUCCUGGGUCUGGGGGUGCGGUGGGCCUCAGGUGGGGGCUGCACUAGCUGGAGGGCCAGCGCCGUCACCUGGGCACGAAGCCCCAAGCUGGGAGCCCAGGGAGGCACGCUCAGCCCUGCCCCAACCUGAAGCCCGUAAGGGCUCUCCGUGCUCAGCCAGGCCGGCUACUCACCCGUAGGAGAGAAGAGGCAUUUCAGGCAUUUGUGGGGGAGUGUUCGGGGCGGCAGAGGUUCCUCUCAGUACUGCCCACCAGGGAAGGCCUCCCUGCCUAACUGUCCGGCACCACCCCCAGUCUGAAUGUGAAGAACCGAGUAUUUAUUUUUAAAAUAAAGGUGAAUUAAAUGGUGCCUCCCUAAAGAAGGG
Ailuropoda melanoleuca (giant panda) is the source of this 2775-nucleotide messenger RNA. RefSeq names its product exocyst complex component 3 like 4 (gene EXOC3L4). Gene Ontology annotation, cellular component: exocyst. Gene Ontology annotation, molecular function: SNARE binding. NCBI's taxonomy places the organism in Eukaryota, Metazoa, Chordata, Mammalia, Carnivora, Ursidae. The record is from RefSeq and is a predicted model, not a curated record. Gene Ontology annotation, biological process: exocytosis; exocyst localization.